GCCGUGGCACAAUGGAGAAGAGAAUGCUGGAAGAACCGCUCGAAACCAACAAAUGCUCUUUUCGAACAUUGCGGGUUGUUGCCAGAAGUUGCAACAACUGUUCCGCAUUGGUAGGAGGGGACUCUCGACUCGUACACUCCACGCCAACAGAAUGAAGGGCUUGUGCCACUUUGGGCGACGGUGGAAACGGGGCAUCCAGAACAUCGGCAAUGACGAAUUUCUUUCGUUGGACAAAAUCCAUGCCCGAGUAGUCCCAGGAACAGCCGCCAUGAAAGGCAACGGCAGGUUGGCUCUCUUCUUGUGAGCGACUCUGUUUGGCGUUUGGAUCGUCCAUGGUUGGUCCCAGUUGGCUGUUGGAUGUUGGCUUUGAAGAGGAGCACUAUGAGCUGGCUUGUUGUGCUUGUUCACCGUUUUGGAGUUGACGUUUUUGACACCGUAUCUUCUCCCAAAGAUACGGGCAAGUGCGCGAGCGAACAGCCAGUUUCCACGCCCUGCAGAGACUUAUUGACAACGUGACUAAGGUCAUCAAGUGUCAUUGUGGGUGCUUUUGGUCAUCCAUUCGGCUUCCGGUUGACAUUAUUCAUUUCUUUGUUGCCUCUUGUGAUUUUCACAGGAGGCCCAUUCAGACAGCCUGAAGUCGAUAAAGCAAGCCUCAGAUUAUGCAUUAAAAAAUCACAUCCUGGAGGCACCCCCAAGAUCGUAUCCAAGAUUUCUAUUCCUUUGAGACCAACGGUUGCUUCUGUGUUUUUAUAAUUCAGUUGGAAGUGCCAGCAGUUGUGUUGUGUUUCUCCAAGUUUUCUCAUAUUUGUUCGCCACCAUGAAGCUUCCAAGUCGCUUGACGUCUCGGCAAUCCGUUGGGUUGGUCUUUUCCUCUUUGCUGGGAUGCACGGCGUUGUUAUUUGGUGUUUCCUGGAUAAAGAGCGAGAUCACUGAGGACAUGGACUUGGCCCGACAAAAACAGCAACAAGACGAAACCAAUGAUGCUUCACCUGUGAUGAUGGACCGUCGUCAGUUGGGAGAAGGACGCAAUCUGGACGGUCAGGACCUCCUAGAACCCUCCAACAUGUUGCAGCGGUUAAAGGAAAAACGCCAGCAAUGGCUGGACAAUCAGCUCAAAAAAGAUUACGGAGAAGACCAUUAUAAAAACUUGUUCUUUUACAAUGAUGCCAAUGGCAAGCGCACGAGUGCUGGAUACAAGGGACUGUUCAAAGAUCCCAAUUCGUUGCCACUCAACAAGUACCAGCAAGACAAGAAUGCACCGCCCAAAACAGACUUUCCUGGGUGGGAUCGCAUGGUACGAAAGUAUCAAAUGAAAAUUUUGCAGAUUCAAUUGGGUGUUAUCGAAGAGCGUAUCACUGGGAAAGAUGCUUCCAGGCUACGAACAAGAAAAAGAAGAAACCUUGCCAACAAUAAUAAUAAUGAGGAGACCCUGGCAGAAGGAACAUACACCAAAUUCAAUUGGGUAACGGCAGGACACAGUUCUUCGGCAGCACAUGGAAAUCUGUACCGCGAGAGCUACACGGCAAUUUUGGAUCGAACUUUGAAGCCUAUCUUGCAACACAUUGGCCUGGAUUUCAGUGCUCGAGCAUAUUCCAUGGGAGGGUUUGACAGCGGGGACGAGCUGGCGCUCUGCAUGAACUCGGUCUAUGGGAGAGAUGUCGAUUCGUUUUUCUGGGACUUUGCUUUGACCGACUCCAGCAACUCGCUCUGGAAAAUCAUUCUGUUUUCGUACCGAGCAGCCAAGAUUUCCCAGAUUACGGACAGCGUUUCACAGCCCGGGAACAUCCCCCGUCGCCCAUCCAUGUUUGCCUUUAACCAAAACAGUGAGCGCAACUUGGUGUUGCAAGGGAUGCAAGCCUUGGGCAUGACCACUCUGGCAUACGAUGAUGAAUACUUUAAUGAGGUUGUCAAGCCCGCCGUUCCCGAAAUGAUGGGGCUCUCCGACGCAGAGAUCCAACAGAUACCGAGACUUGUCAGGACUUUCAAGUGCGAGGGGAGAUUGGAAUCUGGUGAUCCUGGCUGCAAGGAUGACAAAUGGAACGAGACUGUGUGCCCUGAUAGACGAGGGCGGGUCAGUUGGCACCCAGGUUGGAAGUAUCAUGCAUUGAUUGGUAACUUGAUUGUCACAACAGUGUUGGACUUAUGGGAAGAAGCCAUCGAAGGGGUGAUGAAACAAUCCCCAGCGAAUAGCCAAGAAAGCAUGAUCAUGAAAAAAGAGAGGAUAACUCAAGAGCUACAAAAGCUGAACCGAGAGGAAGAGAAGGAGUACAACGCCAUCUUUGAUGCUCCGGUCCCCGAUUCCUUCAUCCCACACUUACAAAAAUGGUGGAAAGAGGGUCGAGACGAGCACUUGGAUGAUGUCAGCGUUGACUCCUUCCUCAAGGAGGCAGGAUUCUGCCACACCGCAGUCCUUCCAUCCGAGAUGCGCCUCAAAGGCUUGGUGACUGAAAACGCCACAUCCAGUGGCAACCCCGUCGACCCAGACACCUUUGAGCAAGGUGUGUCUUCUGAACUGAUCCAGAGUGUGGAGACGUCAACCCCUCAAAAACCCAACGAAAAUCCAAAGGCUUUCGUCGAUCCAAGGCCGGGCCGAGCCAACCAGAUGCUCAUGGUGAAGAACGAUGUGGAUCGAUGGGGGUGUAAGGGUGGGGAUGAGGACGAGGAUGAAAUUGUCCACAUUGAUUACAAAGACUAUUUCUUCGUGAGCUCCUUACAGGGGAAGAGAACCAUAACAAUCCCGAAUGAGAAAGAGAAGGCAUAUUACACAGAAUACAAUCCCAAGAAGGGCAAGAUGGUAGUGGCCUGUCUCACAAGAUGCGACUGGGGGACCUGCGCCAAGUACGAUUUUCAUAACUACUUCGGGUGGACGUGGAAGGUUGACGAGAGGAAGAAAAAGCACCAGCUGGUGGGCGCGGAGUUAGAGAGCAUGGGCCAGUUGGAGAUCAAGAUCAACGGAGAGAAGGUCACCGAAGCCUCUGACAUGCAUACCUGUUUUGCAUUGAAGAAUAUUGGCGGGCAUAUCUGGUUCCCCAACGCCAAUGGCCAGUACAAAAUCGAAAUGACGAUCAAGGAUGCCUCUGCCUAUUCGUACGUCCGGUUCACCUCGUUUGUACUCAUUGAUGGGCAGUGAUGCAAGACCGGCACAUACGAAGAGAGAAGAAUGGCUCCCAGCGGUAUCGUGCAGUAAACAAUUGGAAGCAACGAGGUGGGCUGUGGUCGACUGUCGACGCCUGCCAACUGCUAAUAUCGAACUGCUUUUACGACCGAAAGUCAACUGUUCUAAACUCGGCGAAGAGUCAACAUGAGAUCACCUCGGAAGCAUCGACUCCGAAAAGGCCACCUUUUACUUGUACGGUACAAUAGCAAAGUACCAGUCUGAAGUAUAUUUUUCCCUUCGUGUCUUCCUUUCUCAUCCCGUGUCGUAGCAGAUGAACCGUAGGAUGUGAACCCCCCCCCCCCCCC
Molecule: messenger RNA, 3462 nt
Organism: Seminavis robusta
Lineage: Eukaryota; Bacillariophyta; Bacillariophyceae; Naviculales; Naviculaceae
Source: the annotation of a GenBank genome assembly